Molecule: messenger RNA, 1284 nt
Organism: Gastrolobium bilobum
Lineage: Eukaryota; Viridiplantae; Streptophyta; Magnoliopsida; Fabales; Fabaceae
Exons: 2
Coding region: 1-1284 (427 amino acids)
Source: RefSeq, a predicted model, not a curated record
AUGGCCACAGAUUCUAAUUUUGUGCAAGCAGCCAUUCCACGUUUCGAUGGUCAUUAUGAUCAUUGGAGCAUGUUGAUGGAGAAUUUCCUUCGAUCCAAGGAAUAUUGGGAUGUAGUUACCAAUGGUGUUGUUGAACCAGCACUAGCAGAAGGAGCUCAGUUGACAGCAGCACAACGAGCAGCUCAUGAAGCAGUAAAGUUGAAGGAUUUGAAGGCGAAGAAUUAUCUCUUCCAGGCCAUUGACCGUUCUAUCUUGGAAACCAUUCUUUCCAAAGAAACUUCCAAGGAUAUUUGGGACUCCAUGAAAAAGAAGUAUCAAGGCUCUGCAAGAGCAAAGAGGCAGCAACUUCAAGCUUUACGCUCGGAAUUCGAAACACUUCGAAUGAAGUCGGGAGAAUCAAUUGCAGAUUAUUUCUCUCGCGUGAUGACCAUUGUCAAUAAAAUGCGAAUUCAUGGAGGCAGGAUAGAAGAAAUAACUGUCAUAGAAAAAAUUCUUCGAUCAUUAACAGCAAAAUUUAACUUUGUUGUUUGUGCUAUAGAAGAAUCUAAAGAUAUAGAUGAUUUGUCACUUGAUGAAUUGCAGAGUUCAUUGGUGGUGCAUGAACAGAAGUUCAAACAGGAAGACACAGAUGAGCAAGCAUUAAAGGCUUCUACCGAUACUCGUUCCAACAAUUUUCAAGGAAGGGGUAGAGGUAGAGGCAGAGGUAGAGACAGAGGCAGAGGCAGAGGAAGGUCCACUAAUUUCAGAGCCAAUAAUGAUCAAUUUCAAGGCAGAGGCAGAGGAGGAGCCCCUGAUAAAUCCAAGGAGGAAGGUGAAACCUUAUUGAUGGUUGCUAAAGAUGAAAAGCAAAUUGAGCCAGAUGUUUGGUAUGUGGAUACUGGCUGUAGCAACCACAUGAGUGGUAGUAAGUCUUCUUUCUCUCAUCUGAAUGAAAAUUUUCAAUCUACUGUGAGUUUUGGUGAUCAUUCUACUGUGAAAGUAAUGGGAAAAGGUGACAUUAAAAUAAAAACCAAGAAUGGUUUUGUGGAAACAAUAUCUAAUGUAUUGUAUGUUCCUGAUUUGAAAAGUAAUUUAUUGAGUGCUGGCCAAUUACAAGAAAAGGGUUAUGUGAUCACUAUUAAAAAUGGUGUUUGUGAAAUAUAUGAUUCUGUUAGAGGUGCUAUUGCUGUUAUUCAGAUGAGUUCAAACAGAUUGUUUCCAUUAAAGAUUGAAGGAAUCCAAUCUAGUUUAAUGGCUGAAAUGAAAGACCCUUCAUGGUUGUGGCAUUUUCGCUAUAGCCAUUAG